Molecule: messenger RNA, 2525 nt
Organism: Sinocyclocheilus grahami
Lineage: Eukaryota; Metazoa; Chordata; Actinopteri; Cypriniformes; Cyprinidae
Product: protein downstream neighbor of son homolog
Exons: 12
Coding region: 137-2023 (628 amino acids)
Biological process (GO): nuclear DNA replication
Cellular component (GO): nucleus
Source: RefSeq, a predicted model, not a curated record
ACGUGCUUAUUUGCGUCAUCACGCAACGCGCUGACGCAACUCCGCUACGCGCGAAAUUUUGAGCUUAACGUUCGGUUCCAAACAAGGGACGGUUCCCGCUUCACACACACAGUGAUAACCGACUGGUUCGUUCAGAAUGGCGGAGUUGGGCUGCUACUCUCCCAGCUUUAAAAAACCGUCUGAAGUUCUGCGGAUGAGACGGAAGCGCGCGCGGAGCGAAGGCCCGGACCGGAGGACGGUGGACGGGCUUCGUCCGUUCUCUCCGGGGCCGCUGCUGAACGCACCGAGCCGAGCGAGCGGCGGCGGGAAGCGCAGAAAUCCGUUCGCCAACAUCGAGAACACGUACAGCCGUCCCAAGAAGAGAGCGUUAUCCCACAACGACGGAUACGACGGAGCUCUGGACGGUAGAAAGACGGCAGCUGCGGUUCUGGACGGGAAGCUCGGGGAAGAACGCGCGAACGCUGCAGCAUCAUUUAGAGAGGAGCUGUUCAACACUGAGCAACAGCACGAGAUAAAGACGCCUGUUUCUCUGUCUGAAGAUGCGGGUUUGUUUGAGGAGGGUCUGUUUGAGCCGGAGAGAUCCGCUGCAGUGCUGAAGGGUCCAGAGGCGGUCUGUGACGCGGCUCCAGCUGAAGUGUGUCUGGAGUUCCCUGCCGAUUGGUCUCUGAAAACGCGUCUGUUGUUCACGUCGUCUCAGUCGUUCUCGUGGGCCGAGCAUCUGAAGGCGCAGGAGGAGGCGCAGGGCUUGAGCUCGCACUGCAGGGCCGAGUUCUCCAGCUUACCUGCUCAUAUACAGGAGCCGCGGGGCUGUGUGGAGCUGCGCUGUGGCUUUCAUCAGUGUCUUCAGUACUGGCAGCACCCGUCGCUACCCUGGCUCUCGCUCUUCCCGCGGAUCGGCGCAGAGCGCAAGUUCUCUGGCAAGUGCGUGCCGUGGGCGCAGGACACAGCGCUGCAGCAGAGUCUGAUGAGCGACUGGUCUGUGAGUCUGACGUCUCUCUACAGGAUAGAGUUCUCUCUCCCUCUGCUGGAGGAGACGAGGAAGAGCAGCGCGCGCAGAGAGACUGAAGGCGAGGAGUCUGUAUCAAGUGAGCACAGUGAAAACGAGGAGGAGGAGGAGGAGGAUGAUGAAGAUGACGAUGGUGGAUUUUCCUGGCUGAAGGAGAUGGGCGUCCAAGACAAGAUCAAGAAACCAGAUGCCAUUUCUAUCAAACUGUAUCCUUUACAAUCUGCAUCAGCUGUGGAUGCAUGUUUGUGUUCAGGGAUAGAGUUCUCUCUCCCUCUGCUGGAGGAGACGAGGAAGAGCAGAGCGCGCAGAGAGACUGAAGGCGAGGAGUCUGUAUCAAGUGAGCACAGUGAAAACGAGGAGGAGGAGGAGGAGGAUGAAGAUGAUGACGAUGGUGGAUUUUCCUGGCUGAAGGAGAUGGGCGUCCAAGACAAGAUCAAGAAACCAGAUGCCAUUUCUAUCAAACUUCGUAAGGAGCACAGAGAGGUGCGUUUGGACCACAGACCAGAGUCAGUGGUGUUGGUGGAGGGUUCGAACACCUUCACGCUGCUCAACUUCCUCAUUAACUGUAAGAGUUUGGUGGCUGGAGCCGGUUCUCAGGCGGGGCUUCCUCCAACUCUACUGGCCCCUACAGCCUUCAGAGGGGCCACACUGCACACGCUCAAGGCCCGGGCUGUGAAUGUGAAGACUCGGGUGAGAAUGGGCUAUCAGGACGUGUGCAGUCUGGAGGUGACGGGACCCAUCAUGCCCCACACGCUCCACGCGCUGACGCAGCUCCUCAAACCCGCUCAGAAAGGAGAGUUUUCUGUGGGUCUCUACACCCACGAGCCCACGGCCGUCCUGAACGUGCCCCUCAGCCUGACCCCUGAACCUCAGCAGCUGGAGUCUGUGGUACGGGAUCUGGGCCGAUGUGGCCUCCAGCAGAGCUCCAUUCAGCAGCUGGUGACGCCGAGCAUGCUGGGAAAGAGUGCGCUCAGACAGCUGCACAUGAGAGACUAUUCGUACAGCUGGAAGUCCUGAGAUCCGGCUCUGGGAGAACAUUAAUAGAGAGCUGACAAGCCCCGUCUAUUCAUAUCUGUGGCUUCCUGUGACGCUUACUUACUCGCUUCUUCUUUAUGGAGACUGGGCUUGAAUAUAGUGUAGCUUUUAGGAGUUUGGACGGUCUAACUUGUUGUUUUAAAUCAGUUAUAUUUUUAUGGGCUGCAAUAAUGUUUUAGACUGCAUGUGUGAUAUACAGUUUAAUUUUUAAUCAGUGUCUCUGGGAAGUAACAUGUAAAACUGUGUUAAAAGCUCUCAUGAUUAUAUUUUUGCCAGUGUAUUUAUCACACUUGUAUGAAUUUAUUAAAUGAAUAAGUUGAAAUAUUUUCUGCUAUGCGUUUCUCUUAAUCUUGUCAAGGAUGAGUGCAAAAAAAGCACAGAACAAACUUGUGUGAAACGAGCAUUUCAAUGUGUGUGGCGGGGAAAUAAUUUGAGGUAAAUAGUUUGGUAAUGAUUACGGCUGAACUACAUUUCAUGUUAAUUA